GCCUUUUCUGGUGGUUGUGUAAUCUGUACAAGGAUGUGAUUGCGAUUACUUAGUGCCAGCUUGCGCUUUUUCCGUGCUGUGUUAGCUCGUAAUUUAUUCCUUCUCGUCACAGCCAACAUCUAUCAUGCGUUUGUUCUCGCGUUUUUUUCUUUGCGGUCUGCCCUCCGUGCUGACAAGCUUCUCUAUCAGCGUAGAAGCCAUCCGCAAAAUCGCUCAAAGAAGAUCGAGCCCCGUAAUAUUCCGGACGUCGUUGCAGCGCACCGCCGCAUUGCCGAUCUGGAAGCUGCGCCCCACGACCGCGCUCUGGAAGAACGAUAAUCACAAGACCUCCAUGCCAGCAACUUCGAAAGCAGCUUUGCGCGCGUCGACCUCUGGCUCCUCUUCGUCGUCCUCUUCCGGUGACAAUUACGACGGAACAAGUGCCAAGCCUACUUUCGCCCUCGGUCCCUACGGCCAACAGGCGAAGCCCGCCAGCACGGUGGUGGGGGUCGCCGUGCGCAACAAGGACGGAGCGACGAGCAGCACAGGGAGGGAACCACAGGGCGGGAUUACCGCCGAGGUGACCGGGAAAACGCGGGUCUUUCACAAGAAAGUGCGCGGAAAUUACUAUGGCGAGGACGGUGAGGAAGCGGGGAGCGCCGGUGGAGAGAAUGGAAUUAGUGCCUGGAAAAGAGCGUCGUUUUCCACCUCUGCUGCCGAAGAAACGGACGCACAAGGGAAUGGUAAAAGCAGCACCGACGGCCAGUUUUUGCAGAAGUUUGGCUACAUGGUCUCUACCGUCGAUCCCAUGGAGCAGUUAUCCCAAUGAGGAAAUUUUUGUCCGCCUAGUGGUGCUUCACGCUAUUUGCAACAACUGGAGUUUUCCCAUGGCGAUGGAAUAGUCGAAAGAGUCAUGCUGCGCAUAAAGUUGUCGUGAAAGUAUCAAGUAAGUUGCUACUGCUGUACCUGUUCAUGUGCUAACCAUGACAGCACAUGACCCUAUUUGCCAUGCCGAGUUGCGUUAUGAGUCACCUGCUGGUCGUGCGAUCGACAUCUUCGGGGACAUUGAUUUCAAAUGGGAUAGCAGUUUGAUCACGUAAUGGGGAUGGAGGAAUCGGAAGAGUGAAAGCGGAUUCGGAAACUGUUCGUACACGAUGACGAUGCGAUAUUUUGCAAGAAGAACGCGGACCGGUUUACUAUAAAUAUCGAUCAACCACUAGCUUUUGGUUUGAUAAUGGUCGGUGCGAAGAUGAAAAUGAUAUCAACAUCUUCAAGUGGAAGUGCUACACCUGCAAAAACUCUUGAAGUAUUUUUUUGCUCGUCUACGUUGUCGAGUACAACUAGACUACAAAUAGCAACGCACGACGAAGACUACUUCUUUCGGGAAUACAGGACUUUUUGAAAAUUUCAGCCAGUAUGAUGGGCUUCGGCUUUUAAUACUUCUUCGUCCGAUCGCGGAAAAAAUCGACUUUCAUAUGGAACAACUUCUUUUUGGGUCUCGUAGUAUGUUAUGUCGAAGAUAAAUUAU
Molecule: messenger RNA, 1507 nt
Organism: Amoebophrya sp. A120
Lineage: Eukaryota; Dinophyceae; Syndiniales; Amoebophryaceae
Source: the annotation of a GenBank genome assembly